GUUGGUUGGUUUUUUUUUUUUUUUUUUUUUUUUUUUCCCUCCCUCCUUGGUUAUUUGCAGCAAACAGAGUCUAGGUGGAAGGUCUGAGCUGAACAAGUGGUUGCUCCUGGGGUGAAAGGGAGUUGUUUGGCACUUCCCCGAGCCGGGUGCUGUCCCCUGUCCCUCCUCACAGCGUGGGGCUGCUCUGCGCCCGAGCCCCCCCACCGCCACCCCCAUGGGGGAUGACAUCGACUGGCUGGACCUGCCGGGCAGGUGGACCUACGGAGUCUGCGGGGAUGGGCGCAUCUUCUUCAUCAACGACGAGACCAAGUCCACGAGUUGGGUGCACCCCAGCACAGGCUACUCCAUCCAGAGCGGGCACUUCUCCUGCGCCGGGCUUCCCCGAGGCUGGGAGGUGGACACCACGCUGCACGGGGGCUUCUACUUCAUCAACCACAAUGAAAGGCGGAACACGUUCCUGCACCCAGUGACGGGACAGGUCCCCGAGGACAACUCAAGACUUGACUUGCAAAAACCGACCUUGGACAUGUCAAGCAAAGCGGGCAGCAAGCGACCGGCGCCCAUCACCAGCGAGCCCUCCAACCACGCCAUGGUGUCGGAGGUGCCCCCGGAGCGCCCCGGAGGCCGGGUGGGUGCCCGGAACCGUGCGACACGACAAGCGACAGCGGAGAUGGGGUGCCGGGGGUCCCCCCGGGGACUGAGCGGCUCCUCUCCCCCUCUGCAGGCUUCGCGCUCCUCCCGCAAAGGCAUCGCCUUCGGGAAGCGCUCCAAUUCCAUGAAGAGGAACCCCAACGCUGCCGUGACCAAAAGCGGCUGGCUCUACAAGCAGGCCAGCUCGGGGGUGAAGCAGUGGAACAAGCGCUGGUUCGUGCUGGUGGAUCGCUGCCUCUUCUACUACAAAGAUGAGAAGGAGGAGAGCAUCCUGGGCAGCAUCCCCCUCCUCAGCUUCCGCGUGGCAGCCGUGCAGCCCUCUGACAACAUCAGCAGGAAGCACACGUUCAAGGUGACGGUGUGCUGGGUGGAGGAGAUGCCGGCGAGUAACGAGCAGUCCCUGUCUCCCCAGGCCGAGCACGCUGGCAUCCGGACCUACUUCUUCAGCGCCGAGAACACGGAGGAGCAGGAGUCCUGGAUCCAAGCCAUGGGCGAAGCCGCCCGGGUGCAGAUCCCCCCGACCCAGAGGCAUGAGAAGCCAGACUCUGAAAACAUCCCCCCCAGCAAACACCACCACCACCACUGCAACGCCGCCCACCGCGAGCACCCCAAAGCUGACCCCGAUGCCAAGACCCGGGGGGAAGGCGACGGCCGUGGCUCCGAGAAGAUCGAGAGGAAGUCGGAGAGGAUGGAGGGCAAGAAGGAGCCCUUGGCCAAAGCCAACGGCAUCGCCGGGCAGGAGGUGCCCUCGGAGCCUGGCAGUCCUUACCCCGAGGCACCCCGGGUACCGGCGAGCGGGGAGCGGCCGCCGCAGCCCAACGGCUGGCCGUACUCGUCGCCCAGCCGCCCCGGCAGCACCGCGUACCCCCCACCCGACGGGGAGAGCGUGACCCUCCGCCGGGGCUUUGCCCCCCGCACCAACCCUGACAAGAUCGCCCAGCGCAAGAGCUCGAUGACGCAGCUGCAGCAGUGGGUCAACUCGCGCCGGGGGGCCGUGCCCCCCGAGGAGCUGCGGAGCCCCACCAGGUUUUACCCCGUGUCUCGCCGGGUGCCCGACUACUAUUCCCCCUACUCGCCCCAGUACCCUGAGGACUACCAGUACUACCCGCCCGGGGUGCGCCCCGACAGCAUCUGCUCCAUGCCCGCCUACGAGCGGGUGAGCCCGCCCUGGGCGCUGGAGGACAAGCGCCAUUCCUUCCGCAACGGGGGCACCUACCAGCUCCGUGACUGGAAGGAACACCCCAGUUUUGGCCGGCAAGACGUCCCGCUCUGGCUUCCCGGGCCUGGGAGGCAGCCGACCUACUUGGACGAGGUGGAUGCAGCCUCGGGCUCUCUGCAACGGAUGUCGCUGCAGCCCCGCUCCCGCUCCGUGCCCCGCUCGCCCAGCCAGGGCUCCUACAGCCGGGCACGGGUCUACUCCCCGGUCCGCUCGCCCAGCGCCCGCUUCGAGCGGCUGCCGCCCCGGGGAGAGGAGAUUUACGCCGACCCCGCCACCUUCAUGAUGCGGCGAUCCAUCAGUUCUCCAAAGUACGACUAUCUGGGUGACAGACGGCCCGUCCCUGCCGGAAUGUACCCGUACCACUACCCAGCAUCCCCCACCGUCCAUGACAAAAUGAUGAGUGAGAGCGAAACCCUGAUCAGUAUGGUGAACAGGAUGGUGGAGACCUCCUCCCCUAGGGCCCAGCUCUACAUGCAAGUGACACCUUUCCCGGAGGCCUACAGGGAGACACUGCAUGCCUACAAGAUAAGCGAGCAAGACACCGAUAAGCUGCUGGGGAAGCUCUGUGAGCAGAACAAGGUGCUGCGGGAGCAGGAGAGGCUGGUGCAGCAGCUCCGAGCGGAGAAGGAGAGCCUGGAGAGUGCCCUAAUGGGGACGCACCAGGAGCUGGAGAUGUUUGGGAGCCAGCCUGCCUACCCGGAGAAGCUGCUGCACAAGAAGGAGUCGCUCCAGAACCAGCUCAUCAACAUCCGCGUGGAGCUGUCGCAGGCCAGCACGGCCUUGGCGAACAGCACCGCCGAGUAUGAGAGCCUGGAGAGCGAGGUGUCCGCCCUGCACGACGACCUCUGGGAGCAACUGAACCUGGAUAUCCAGAAUGAAAUGCUCAACCGGCAGAUCCAGAAGGAGAUCUGGCGGAUCCAGGACGUGAUGGAGGGGCUGAGGAAGAACAACCCGUCCCGCGGCACGGACACUGCCAAGCACCGAGUGGCCAUCGGCCCCUCGGGGACGUACAGCUCCAACAGCCCCGCCAGCCCCCUGAGCUCCGCCAGCCUCACCAGCCCCCUCAGCCCUUUCUCCCUCGUCUCCGGCUCCCAGGGCUCACCCACCAAGCCAGGACCCAGCGAGGAACCAGGCCCGCCUCGACCUCCCCUCCCCAAGUCCUACGUACCCCUGGAGUCUCCUCCGACCGUUCCUCCGCUCCCCGGCGAGAGCCGGCUCUGGCCGUACCCCACCUCCCCUUCCUGGCAGCAAGGCGGCGAGGCGAAGAGGGGACAGCCCAAGCCAAGCUUCGAGCAGAGCAAAAAAGAGGCGCAGCGACCGGCCCCCCCCGGGCCCCCCACCGAGGGGCUCCUGCAGAGCCGGCAGGAGCAAGAGGCGGAGAAGCAAGCAGCUCUCAACAAGGUGGGCAUCGUCCCCCCCAGGACCAAAUCUCCAGCGGAGGAGGUGUUGCCUGCGGCCGGCGUGGCAAGGAGGAGUACUGGCGGCAUGGCCAACGGGCUCAGCUCGCGGGUAGGGGUGCCUGACCUUGGGGCUGGGCUUCCCCCCCCCCCCCAGGAGAGGCCGAAGAGCGCCGUGUUCGCCAACGAGACGAAGGUGAAGAUGAGUGUGGAGGAGCAGAUCGACCGCAUGAAGCGCCACCAGAGCGGCUCGAUGAAGGAGAAGCGGCGCAGCCUGCAGCUCCCCGGCAGCCAGCAGCCCGAGACCCCCGGCGCGAAGGCACCCACCUCCUACAAGGUGGUGCGCCGGCACCGCAGCAUCCAUGAGGUGGAUAUCUCCGACCUGGAGGCAGCCCUGCGUUCCGACGACCCCGGCAAAGUCUACGAGACGCCCCAGGAAGAAAUCGCCCGGCUGCGCAAGAUGGAGCUGGAGCCGCAGCACUAUGACGUGGACAUCAACAAGGAGCUCUCCACGCCGGACAAAGUCCUCAUCCCUGAGCGGUACGUCGAACUGGAGCCCGACACACCGCUCAGCCCCGAGGAGAUGAAGGAGAAGCAGAAGAAGGUGGAAAGGAUCAAGACCCUCAUUGCCAAAUCCAGCCUGCAGAACGUCAUCCCCCUGGGCGAGGGGGAGGUGGACACCCCCCAGGACCCCGAGACCCAGUUGCAGGAGCAGGAGAAGAGGAUCGAGAUCUCGUGUGCUCUGGCUGCUGAGGCCUCUCGCCGGGGCCGCAUGCUCUCGGCUCAAUGCGCUACCCCAAGCCCUCCCACCUCCCCAGCCUCCCCGACUCCACCGACCAACCCCCUCUCGUCUGAAAUAUCCCGGGUCGCCGACAACAGCCAUUUUAUGCGUGUCUGAGCCAUGAACUCAAGCCCUGGCUGCUGCCGGCGCCACCAAGUUCCACGGGGCCACGUUUUAGCACCCCGACGCGACACCGAACCUCUCGCCAUCAUUUUCGGUUCUCCUGGACCCCCCCCCCCAUUUCCCUCCCACCGACGGCGAGACCACCCGGCACGGCCGAGCGGGGAGAUGCGUCGCCGACAACACCAACCGCUCUGCCCCGUCCCGGAGGAGACGUGCGGGUGCUGGGUGGGGGGGUUUCCACCGGAGUGUGGUCCCCGAGGAGCCCCUGGGCUGCCAGCUAGCAUGGGGACAGAUCCACAGUGUCCUGGGCAUCAGGCCUGCGUGGACGACCAGACAGGGGCAUCUGCAGCAGCGGCAGCCGGCACAGCGGCCACCCCCCUGCCAGGGCAUCCCUGGGGGGAGCGCAGGACCCCCCCGCCCCGGGUUCCUCACGCUGAUGCGUUGGUCUCCCAAAGGUCUGUGAAGGGGCUCUUCUGGGUGGAGAUCAGCCAGUUCCCACCACGGAUGGUGCUUCCACCUUGCACUGGACCUGGGGAUGCUCCGUCUCUGCCCCUCGGGCGCCUCUUCUCCUCCCUGUGCCCUGAACCCGCUUUUAGCAUCCGUCUGGCUGGGGGUAGUUGCCGGCAGAGCCUGGUCUGUCCCGUCGCUCCUCGCGCUGGUGGCUCAGCGGGGAGGAAGAAGGAGCCGUGUUGGGAACAGGACGGAUGGAGGUGGGACUUGGCGGGGGGGGGGGGUGGAGAAUGGGGGGGUGUGACGGGACAUAGGGGUGCUGUGCUCGGGGUCAGGGUGGUGCAAGGGCUGCCCGGGGCACCGGUGCGCCGCUGGCACGGAGCAGGAGGUCUGGGCAGGGACGUUGCACGGGAGCUAGGGAGCGGUGCGGGGAGCUGGGGUGCGAGGUGGGACAGCGAAGCCACGGGCUCGGCAGGGGAUCCCUCUGCGGUGGGUGGGGACGGUGACGAGAAGGGGAAGGGGCUUGGGGCCAGGAGGCAGCAGCGGGGCUCGUCCUCGGUGUGGGGAGCUGCCCCCCCCCCACCCCUUCAUCACCCCUGUCUCGACCCCUUUGAAAAUCUGGCAUCGCGUCUCACCUCAAGACCUUGCCAUUGCACUCCAGACCCUGCGAUUUGUUUUGUUUUCUUUUCUUUUCUUUUCUUUUCUUUCCUGUAAGUUUACCCUUUACUUUAGUUAUCUGGAGGGAGAAAAAAAGCUGGUUCUGCCCGGAAAAACAGAAUCCCACGCGAGGUUGUGAGGUUGGCAGGGCUGCCCCGACAGGGCUGGGGCGGGCAGGGCGGGUGGAGCGAGGAGCUAGAUACUGUCCCUCCUGCAGCUGUGUCCCUACGGGCCUCAUCCUGACACCCACCAGGACCCCUGCCCCGCGCUCCCCCCUCUGUGUCCCCAUCGCCCCCCGUGCGCCCCAUCGUAGCAAUACUGGUAGGAUCCCAGGAGCCCCGAGUCCUCCCGCAGCCCCCUUUAGCUCAUAAAGCUGGCCCUUUAUUUUGCUAUUACAUGCCUUAAUAUAUGUUUUAUGGAAAUUAUACAUUUAUAAUAUAUAUCUAUAUUUGUUUUUCUCUUCUUUUCUGGGAGGUACUGUUUUGUGCUAAGCUCUCUCUCCGCAGGGUUGUUGGCACCAGCCCUGCCAAUGAGUUACAAAAGCAGAUUCUUUGCCAAUUUAUCAGAAAAAAAAAAGAAAAAGAAAAAAAAAAAAAAGAAAAAACCUAUUUAAAAUAUAUAUAUUUUUUCUGCUUUUAUUAAAAGCAAAUUUAUUUAAAAUAAAAUAUAAAGAGACUGUAAGUUUGAAGAGAUGACGCGUUUAUUUCCCUGUCCCUGAGCGCAGUGGCGGGGCGGCCGGGGCGGGCUCCCCAGCUCGUGUAACCGGGGCAGACCCCCCCUUACACCGGCUGCGGGGACACCGCCGGGGGCCGCGGCGCACGGCUGUGGCCCACGCAGAGGCUGUGCUGCCCGGCGAGGAGCCGAGGGGACACGCAGACCCCAUAGGCAGCAAUUCCUCCCUUCCCUGGGGACCGGAGGGGACGAGGAGCGUCCCGGUGCUCCCGUCCCCGGGGUGCCCGGAGCCGUGCCGCGGUAGCCGGGUCUGAGCCUUCCCCAAGCUGUGAGCACAGCCCGGUGCACCAGGACCCCGCAGCUGCCCUAUUGUGGAACCCGGUGGUCAUUAUUUUUAUUUUUUUUUUUUUAAACAAACAAACAAACAAAC
This is a messenger RNA of Tyto alba (common barn owl), 6380 nucleotides long. RefSeq names its product pleckstrin homology domain containing A6 (gene PLEKHA6). Gene Ontology annotation, molecular function: protein binding. The record is from RefSeq and is a predicted model, not a curated record. Lineage: Eukaryota; Metazoa; Chordata; Aves; Strigiformes; Tytonidae. The transcript has 27 exons. Bases 215 to 4165 code for a protein of 1316 amino acids.